AUGCACGCCUCCCUCAUCCGCCGCUCCCUCGGCGGCCUUGUCCCGCCCCAAAAUCGCCACCCCCCAAGCUCGUUGUGCUCGGGGGACUCCGCUGGCCCGCUCGGUCCCCUUGUGUCGUUCUACUCCAAGCUCCCGAAGGGCCGCGCGCCGGCGCCUGCGGUGGCGGGAGUCAAGGGGCGCUUGUUCAGUGGGAAGAACGCCAGCGCGAAGCCGGUACUGGCGCUCAUUGGCGGGCUGUGGCUGGUGGGGUAUACGUUGGACUACCAACGUGCGUGCUAUGGUCCCUCCUCGACGACGGUGAUGCUGACCUACUCUCUCCUUCCUCCACCCUCCUUUCAACCACUCGUUUCCUUCUCCCCAGUCCAUCUCACACAAGAACAACGCGCACUAGACGUUGUGCCGCGUGUCGUUUUAAUCCAAGUGGAAAGAAUGCCUGCGCUGUCUCCCCUGCACCCUGUCGUUGAAGCUGCCUCGACCCCUUCCGCCUGCGCGCACACAAACGGCGCUCUACAUUCAAGUGUCAUCUAUCCAGUCGAUGUCCAGUCCCAUCCACUCCUCUCGCUCACCCUCAACCCUGUCCCACCCUCCUCCUCGAUCGAUACCGUCUGCGGUCAGCAACGCAUGUGCCAACGGACAUCUCGCGAGGUACUCCUGGCUCUGCCGCCAUCACCAACCGUACGGAGUGCCAGUGACGAGCGUGGCGGCGCAUGGGUGAAGGAACUUGCAGAGGAUGGUACUCAUGCCCCUGCCGCGUCAGGUUAG
Mycena indigotica is the source of this 762-nucleotide messenger RNA. RefSeq names its product ATP synthase subunit f, mitochondrial. Gene Ontology annotation, biological process: proton motive force-driven ATP synthesis. The record is from RefSeq and is a predicted model, not a curated record. NCBI's taxonomy places the organism in Eukaryota, Fungi, Basidiomycota, Agaricomycetes, Agaricales, Mycenaceae. Bases 1 to 762 code for a protein of 253 amino acids. The transcript is spliced from 4 exons.